AUGGAGUUGGAGGGAGGGCGCCUGGAACCUACAAAAGCAGUCGGAGCCGACCAUCCGACGUGGUUCUUAUCCAGCCAAAUUUCUCCACGUGUCUCUCAGCCAACGUCUGACCUUCUCCAUAAGAACCCAACAUCUGUCUCUGUUCUGGAAAUCGUCUCCAUUUCUAGCAUUGCAUCUCUCUCUGAGAUUCCAAAAAUGCCCUUCUGUGAUACAAGCGAACACCAGAAAGGAGAGAGAUUAUCAGCUUCAGGCAAUGGAAUUAAGAUUUUCUACAGAAGAUAUGGCUAUGGGAAAACCAAAGUUCUCCUCAUCAUUGGUUUGGCAGGGACCCACGAUUCCUGGGGCCCUCAGAUUAAGGGUUUAACGGGCACCGAGGUGUCCAGCCAUGCUGAAUCAUUGACCGUUGAUGAGAAUCUCAACGGCCCAGAUGAUCAGGAAGAAGAUGGGAUAGAGGUGUGCGCAUUUGAUAACCGUGGGAUGGGCCGGAGCUCAGUGCCCACCAAGAAAUCGGAAUACACAACGACCAUCAUGGCUAAAGAUGCGUUAGCUCUGAUGGAUCAUUUAGGUUGGAGAAAGGCUCAUGUUUUUGGGCAUUCGAUGGGUGCUAUGAUAGCCUGCAAGUUGGCAGCAAUGGCACCUGAUAGGAUAUCAUCGUUGGCUUUACUUAACGUCACUGGAGGAGGUUUUGAAUGUUUUCCAAAGAUCGACAAACAAAUGAUAUCCAUUGCAAUCCGUUUCUUAAGGGCAAGGACUCCUGAACAGAGGGCUGCCGUUGACUUGGACACCCACUACACAAAGGAAUACCUUGAUGAAUAUGUUGGAUCCACAACACGAAGAAAAAUGUUAUAUCAAGAAUAUGUGAAAAAUAUAUCAUCAACUGGGAUGCAGUCUAACUAUGGUUUUGAAGGACAAGUUAAUGCAUGCUGGACGCACAAAAUGACAUCGAAAGAAAUAGACACAAUCCGUUCUGCCAGAUUUCUUAUUUCAGUCAUUCAUGGCAGGUUUGACAUCAUUGCCCAAAUAUAUCAUGCAAAGAAACUUGCGAAGAAGCUGCAGCCAGCUGCGCAAAUGGUAGAUCUUCAUGGAGGACAUCUAGUGAGCCAUGAAAGGCCCGAAGAGGUCAAUGCAGCUCUUAUGGAGCUCAUCAAGGCAUCAGAAUCAAAUUUGAGUCCACAGGAGUGGUCGAAUUUGCCCAAGAACAGCACUGCAAUGGGGGAAAGAUUGUCAUUGAGUAGAAGGAAUAGCGAGGGACAAGAUCGUCUCGCAUGUAUCUUUGAUGUCCUAGCAAAGAUGCAGAUUGGCUUUGUAUACUUAUUUGGUUUCUUGAUGAUGGCAUUCGAACAAGCGGGAAAAUUUUUGACAAGCUGGAAACCAGUUAGAGUUGGAUCAUCCAUCUCAUAAGGAGCUAGAGAAUCUAUACAAAUGCAGUGUUGAGUUCAAAUCCCCAUUAAGAGAUCGAGGCGCUCUUUUUUUUCUGCUGCCAAACAAAGACAAGGGUCAUGUACUCACUUACACAGCUCGUCCAACAGAGUUCACAGUGGAAAUGCGGAGAGGGUAUUGGUGUUGAGAAGUAGGCUGCGAUUCGGUCCCUAUAGCUCAAACUGUCUUCUACCACAGAACCAAAGGGCAGAUUGGUGAGGAUUAGUUUUCAAGUAGCCAAUGUAUAAAUUUUCCCAGGAAUUGAAACAAUGCCUAUUAUCAGAUUAGAGGUUUUGUUCUCUUCAUGACUGAGAAUGAAAAGCAAGAAAAUAUUUGCUUUCCUCUGCAAUUUUCUUUCUUUAUCCUUAGGACUUUCUUUCAUUUUCCUAAGGUACAUCAUGAAAUGUUAUACAUGAA
Molecule: messenger RNA, 1836 nt
Organism: Magnolia sinica
Lineage: Eukaryota; Viridiplantae; Streptophyta; Magnoliopsida; Magnoliales; Magnoliaceae
Exons: 11
Coding region: 1-1401 (466 amino acids)
Molecular function (GO): catalytic activity
Source: RefSeq, a predicted model, not a curated record